This is a messenger RNA of Salpingoeca rosetta, 1004 nucleotides long. RefSeq lists its product as uncharacterized. The record is from RefSeq and is a predicted model, not a curated record. Gene Ontology annotation, cellular component: cytosol; cytoplasm. NCBI's taxonomy places the organism in Eukaryota, Choanoflagellata, Craspedida, Salpingoecidae. Bases 53 to 742 code for a protein of 229 amino acids. Gene Ontology annotation, molecular function: phosphatase activity. The transcript has 6 exons.
GCAAAAGCGAAGAAGUGGCACAAAAACGGCGCACCAACGACGCAGCACAGCGAUGAUGAUGGCUGAGGAGGAGACGAGGUUGAUCUUGGUGCGGCACGGGGAGACAACAUGGAACGUGGAGCGGCGGCUACAAGGACAUCGCGAUGUGGAUCUCAAUGAAAAGGGCAAGCAGCAGGCCAUGUGUGUUGCCAGGGCGCUACAGGAUCGACAUGUGCAUGCAGUGUACUCGUCAGACCUCAAACGAGCACACGACACCGCCCGACACAUCACAGACAUUCACCCCACCUUCUCUGCAGAUAAUAUUGUGCGGGAUCCCGCGCUCCGUGAGCGGUGCUUGGGCAUCUUGGAAGGGCACACGCGAAUGGAAUGCGCUCUCCAUUUCCCAGAGGUUAUUGGCAGCAUGGGAGAGCCAGACUUUGAACUUGAGGGCGGAGAAUCCCUCGCGGAGUUUGCAGGACGCGUCACUACAGCUCUGGACCGCAUUGCUGCAAACCACCAAGGGGAGACGGUGCUGGUUGUCACGCAUGGUGGCGCUCUAAACGUGGCAUUGACACACAUUCUGCAGCUGCCGUUUGGUCGCCCACGACGGUUCGCCAUCUCCAACGCUAGUAUAAACGAGUUCACGUGGCACCCCACUCAUGGUUGGCAUCUCGAGACGUGGAACAGUGUUGUUCACUUGCAAGACGACCACGCCCCGCUCCGCCACGUGCCCUCGAAUCAAAUGAAGAAACUAUCAGAGUAGGCAACAGAGGGGGGUGGGUGAGGGGCAAAGAACAGCUGGGGCACAGGCUAUGGGAUCGAUGACAUGGUGUGCAAUGAUGUAUGUGACAGAACUCAAGCCAAUGGGCCAGGUGGGCAGCUUGACUUGUUGAUGUUUGCUUUCGGCUUUCGCUGUCGUGUUGUGUCAGUGCUGAGAGGAGAGAAGGAGGUUUGGGAACUUGGCCUUGAACUCUCGGAUCUUGGCUUCCUCUUGCUCUGCAGCAGCAGCAGCAGCAGCAGCAGCA